GCUGGGCAGAGCCGUGAACACACGCAGCUCUGGUCCUCACCUGCGCCUCACAAGGACCAUGGCGAGAGCCGCUGCAUGAGGGGACAGGGUUGUGCUCCACCACCCAUAAGAAAGACGCAGAGGUGAGUUUUUUUGUAUUGGGGUAGAGAUGAUCUCAUGUCUAAAAUUUCUAGGUAUGACAAAAAGUAUAAUUUUCACUAUUUUAUUGACAUUGAGGUAGAUUUCUUUGUUUUAAAGGAAUGGGUAGAUGUGAAAUUAAGAUGGAACCCUGACGACUAUGGUGGAAUAAAAGUUAUACGUGUCCCUUCAGACUCUGUCUGGACACCAGACAUCGUUUUGUUUGAUAACGCAGACGGACGUUUUGAAGGGACCAGGACGAAAACGGUCGUCAGGUACAAUGGCACUGUCACAUGGACUCCACCGGCAAACUAUAAAAGCUCCUGUACCAUAGAUGUCACAUUUUUCCCAUUUGAUCUGCAAAACUGUUCCAUGAAAUUUGGUUCUUGGACUUAUGAUGGAUCACAGGUCGAUAUAGUUCUAGAGGACCAAGAUGUAGACAAGAGAGACUUUUUUGAUAACGGAGAAUGGGAAAUUGUGAGCGCAACGGGGAGCAAAGGAAACAGAACCGACAGCUGUUGCUGGUAUCCGUAUGUCACCUACUCAUUUGUAAUUAAACGUCUGCCUCUCUUUUAUACUUUGUUCCUUAUUAUACCCUGUAUUGGGCUCUCAUUUCUAACUGUGCUCGUCUUCUAUCUUCCUUCAAACGAAGGUGAAAAGAUCUGUCUCUGCACUUCAGUACUUGUCUCUUUGACUGUCUUCCUUCUGGUUAUUGAAGAGAUCAUACCCUCCUCUUCAAAAGUCAUACCUCUGAUUGGAGAGUAUCUGGUGUUUACCAUGAUUUUUGUGACUCUAUCAAUUAUGGUAACUGUCUUCGCUAUCAACAUUCAUCACCGUUCUUCCUCAACACAUAACGCUAUGGCACCUUGGGUGCGCAAGGUAUUUCUUCACAAGCUUCCCAAACUGCUCUGCAUGAGAAGUCAUGUCGAUAGGUACUUCACGCAGAAAGAGGAAGCCGAGAGUGGAAGUGGACCAAAGUGUUCUAGAAACACACUGGAAGCUGCGCUUGAUUCUAUCCGCUACAUAGUAAGACACAUCAUGAAGGAGAAUGAUGUCCGUGAGGUUGUUGAAGAUUGGAAAUUCAUAGCCCAGGUUCUCGAUCGGAUGUUUCUGUGGACUUUUCUUUUGGUUUCAAUUGUUGGAUCUCUUGGGCUUUUUGUUCCUGUUAUUUAUAAAUGGGCAAAUAUAAUAAUACCAGUCCAUAUUGGAAAUGCAAAUAAGUGAAACCUCCCAAGGGGCUGAAGUAUGAAUUUAGUUACCCAACACACAUAUAUAUCUUAUGGCACCUAUAAAAUUAUGAAAAUGUAAAUAGUGUUUGAAAUCUGAUGCAAGCUUUAACAGCAUAACAGUUCAUCUUAAUAGAUCAUCCAUUAGAACAUCUGCCUGUAUGACUGAAGUAGUAACUGAUAGAAUAAUAUUUGAUCUUCUAAAAAUAGCAAAAUAUUAUCCAAACUGUACUAGUGAAACCUCUCAUGUUUGGAUCCUGGCAAAUAAUACUAAUUUGUAAUCAACAAUGAAGUUCAUCUUUUGACUGUG
Lemur catta (Ring-tailed lemur) is the source of this 1653-nucleotide messenger RNA. RefSeq names its product cholinergic receptor nicotinic alpha 5 subunit (gene CHRNA5). Gene Ontology annotation, biological process: nervous system process; regulation of membrane potential; signal transduction. The transcript has 3 exons. Gene Ontology annotation, molecular function: acetylcholine-gated monoatomic cation-selective channel activity; transmembrane signaling receptor activity. The record is from RefSeq and is a predicted model, not a curated record. Lineage: Eukaryota; Metazoa; Chordata; Mammalia; Primates; Lemuridae. Bases 157 to 1341 code for a protein of 394 amino acids. Gene Ontology annotation, cellular component: postsynaptic membrane; synapse; neuron projection.